CAGCAUUUCUACCUGUCAAUUCAGCCGCGCGCGCUGCAUCUCGAUGCCGGUCGCUAUGUCUACCAGGCACCCAUGCCCGACAAAAACAGCAAAGAAAGUGCCACUAUCUGCUAUGUAUAGUGCGGCCAGUCAGGUGAUACGUAUGAGACUGCAGUUCUAGACCUGCUUGACAAGCUUGUGUCGGAGCCAUUCUUUGACCAGCUGCGGACUAAGGAGCAGCUGGGCUACCGGGUUCACGCAAAUAUAAAAACCUAUGGCAAGAGCAGCGCGCUGCAGUUCUACAUUCAGGGCGAAAGCAAUCCCACUUAUGCCACAAUGCGCAUAGAUGCGUUUGUGCAUGAUUUCCGCCAGUACCUGCUUGAUUUUGACGCUGCCAAGCUGGCCACACAAAUCAAAUCGAUUGUCGAUCAAGCCCGCGAAAGGGUCAAGAACAUAUCGCAAGAGACUGCCAGAUAUUGGUCACAGAUUGAUAGCGAAAACUACGACUUUGGAAGUGUCGAAAGAGGCGCUGAGCAGAUAAGCAGGCUGACUAGAGACAACUUGAUCGCGUUCUGGGACAAGUAUAUCAAUCCACAAACCGCGCCUCAUUACACACGUGUCGACAAUCAGGUGUGGUCGUCUGCAGCUGCACAACCAUCCGCUGAACAGUUUGGGGCGCACACUAGCGGUACCAUUGCGCUGCACGGAUGCCUCCACAAAGAAGGGCUGUCUGAGUUGUCACUUGCCAAGAUUCAAAGCAUGGUUUCAAGUAUUGCUGCUGCCAAUUUCAGUGCUAACGACGAAGACGCCUUACUGAGCAGACUCGGAGACAUGGUGGGAUGCACACAGCACGUUGGCCGCAUCUUUGCGCCAGGAACACAAGCAAGAAAUGCUCUGCAAAUGGCCAUUGACAGCUCGAGAGUUUCUUUCAACCAUGCAGUUGCCAGCGGCAAGGAUUUCACCAAAAUCGGCAUGCACCAGUCGCCCGACGGCGUGUGGCUCAUCACUGACAUUGAAAAGUUCAAGGCCACUCAAAUGCUCCACGGCUCGAGCAUCCCCUAUGCUGUGUCUGUUCCCAAGUAUAACUACUAAAACGCAUUGUCUCUAACGCUCUUUCUUUUACAAGUUGGAUGGAUACACUUUUAUACUUUUAUAUUGCGUGAACAAGACAUGUUUAAUUUUAUUUGUGUGGCUGAUUGGAAAACAAGAUAACCACCCGAGUUUUUUUAAAUGGAGUUUUAAUGUCCU
Molecule: messenger RNA, 1227 nt
Organism: Kickxella alabastrina
Lineage: Eukaryota; Fungi; Kickxellomycota; Kickxellomycetes; Kickxellales; Kickxellaceae
Exons: 1
Coding region: 316-1071 (251 amino acids)
Biological process (GO): peptide catabolic process
Cellular component (GO): mitochondrion; cytosol
Molecular function (GO): metalloendopeptidase activity; metal ion binding
Source: RefSeq, a predicted model, not a curated record